UGUGUAGUUAGCUAACUACUAGCUAGCUAACCACUUAGCCGGUAAGCUGUUCUGUAUGAGUUGAACAUAAGCUGCGCAUUUAUUUAAAGAAACAAGCAGAUUGUCCGUAUCCGUGGUCUCGUACUAGCUAGAUCUUGUGCAGCAUAAUGCCAGUACAUUCCAGAGAAAAGAAGGAAAGCAACCACGAGGAAAUGGAGGUCGAUUACCCUGAGCAAGACGCCAGCAGCACCGACGAAGAUGACACAGUCAGUUCGUCUGUGUCUGAAGAUGGAGAUAGCUCCGAGAUGGAUGACGAAGAUUGCGAAAGGAGGCGAAUGGAAUGUCUGGACGAGAUGACCACCCUGGAGAAACAGUUCACUGACUUGAAAGAGCAGCUGUACAAGGAAAGACUGAACCAGGUGGACUUAAAGCUACAGGAGGUCAUAUCUGGUUGUGCUCAGGAGUAUCUGGACCCUCUGGCCAACCUACAGGAAAACAUGCAGAUCAGGACUAAAGUAGCAGGAAUUUACCGUGAGCUGUGUUUGGAGUCGGUGAAGAACAAGUACGACUGUGAGAUCCAGGCUGCCUGCCAGCACUGGGAGAGUGAGAAGCUACUUCUGUUUGAUACCGUUCAAAGUGAACUGGAGGAGAAGAUCCGACGUCUGGAGGAAGAUAGACACAGCAUUGACAUCACCUCAGAAUUGUGGAAUGAUGGUUUGCACUCCAAGAAGAAUAAAAAGAAGGAUCCAUUCUGUCCUGUCAAGAAGAACAAGCCUGUGGCCGUCUCAGGUCCAUAUAUUGUUUACAUGCUACAAGACCUGGAUAUACUUGAGGACUGGACCGCCAUAAGAAAGGCAAUGGCAUCACUGGGGCCCCACAGAGUCAAGGUGGAUGUGCCCACCAAGCCAGAGCGACAUCACCAUGUGGCACGGUCUGAGGAUGGGAGGCUGUUCUACGACAGCCAGUGGUUCAGCAGAGGACAGGUCAUCUGCAUCCACAGGAAGGACGGAUACCCCACCAGUGCCAUCAUCACCACGAUCAACCAGGAAGAGGUGUGGUUCAAGCGGCUGGAUGGCACCAAGUCCAAGCUCUACAUCUCCCAGCUGCAGAAAGGCAAAUACACCGUGAAGCACUCCUAAAGUCCCCCAGGUCACCCUGCCCUCACACGGCCCUCUGGGAGAGGGGGGGGGAGGGGGUGGCUCUCUGACACCCAACGAGGCGGAUCCCUUCCUCCCGCUCCCCUAACUGGAAAACCUCCUAUAGUCUCCUUUUUAAAAUAUGUAUCUACUGUAUGUUGAUGUUCCUCGAUGCCACCAAGUGUCAUUCUGUGAACUGGAGAUCCCAUGCUGCUAAAAAGGGAGGGUGGCCGUGAACUGACCUGUGCAAUGACCAGUGGGCGCUGUGUGCCUUUCUAACAAGAUGGUGCCUAAGUCUUGAAUAUAGUCCUGUAGACGUGGUGAAGCCUUCCUGGCAUUAGGGGAGGGUCAUCGCUGACAGGAUGAUAAUCACUGAAUAGGUUGAUACAUGGAAUCGACUCUAUGGCUUAGUGUAAAAACGGGUAUGUUAAAUUUAGGUCAACGAGUGCAAUAGGAGAAUUAAAGUCUCCUUAUCAACUAUUUUAUUCUACAAAGGCAAACCCUCUUCCACGGAGGUGACCCGAAUAUGGAGGAGUUUACUUCACUGUGAGCUUGAUAUACUUCUACUGUUGGCCUGCUGUUGUUGCCAUGCAUGUGUGCCAUCUGCCUUUCAUCUUCUCACGAUGACCCCCGUGUAAACACGACGCUUACGAAAGCCCAAUGUACUCAUAGCUGGCUGUACACAUAGAUCCCUUCCACCCUUCUCUACCUCCCUCCCUCUUCCCCAUACUCCCCUCCAUUCCCUCCCCCUUCCUUUACUUGCCUCCCUCUUCACCUCCCUCUCUCCCUUCGACACCUGGCCUAAGUGGUAGUCCAGGUGUCCAGAAUAGAUACUAGUUAUCAUGUGUUCUCAUCAGUAUAAUGAGUUCAGUUUUGUACAGUGAGUUUGAGUGUUAUCUUCUAAUGUUACGAUCAGUGAUGACUCUGGUCGGAAAGCUGACCGGUCCAUGCUGUCAUGGGCACAUGUGAUUGCUUGAUUGUGUGUGUGUGUAAGAAUUAUAGGUUUGAAGAGACAGAUUUAUCUCUACCUGUAUAAAAAGAAAAGAAACUGACAACAGUAUUGUACUCAGAAGUGAUGUAGAAUAUUUAGAUUUAGGCUGUAUAAAGAUUUACUUUUGCAAUACCAUCAAUAUGUUACAAAAGUAGGUUUUAAAUUUUUUAAGUAGAAAAUAGACUGUCACUACCUUGCAUCAUCCAAAACCUAAAUCCUAUUUUCAGAAUGUGCUAAAUGUUGAAAACGAAUGCAGCUUGUAUGACCUUAUUGUGCCAAUGCAUGUACAGCAAAUAAAUUAUUUCAUUUUGUA
Messenger RNA from Osmerus eperlanus (European smelt), 2419 nucleotides. Its product is annotated as breast cancer metastasis-suppressor 1-like protein-A. The transcript is spliced from 10 exons. The record is from RefSeq and is a predicted model, not a curated record. Gene Ontology annotation, biological process: negative regulation of transcription by RNA polymerase II. Bases 147 to 1118 code for a protein of 323 amino acids. NCBI's taxonomy places the organism in Eukaryota, Metazoa, Chordata, Actinopteri, Osmeriformes, Osmeridae. Gene Ontology annotation, molecular function: histone deacetylase binding. Gene Ontology annotation, cellular component: Sin3-type complex.